CGGGACCCCCCCCACACCCCCCACGUAGACAGCGAGUGUGUGCAGUAGCGCGACAGGGGCGAUUGUUUGGUUUAUUUGGUUCGUUGGUGGUUGUGUUCCUCUGUUAUUCAGACGGGUUACGCGCUCAACGGUAGAUUUCAGGAGUCAUCACUCAUUUGUUCCGUUCUCUAUCCUUAGACUACUUGAACGCGCGUGACUCGAUGAAAGCCGAACACCAAAGGACGCUCGCGUUUAUGUUUGGUCGUACGUCCAAGUGGAGCUGGCGGAUUUUCCGCCCGGCGCGUCACUUCCGCUUCCGGAGAGCGCUAGCUAACGGCCCAAGUCGGCGCGAUUCGAAACGCGCGACGAUUGCCUUUCGGUCGCCUCGUUUCUGAUUGGUUCGGUGCAACUUCUGUCGCAGCUGAUCACGACGUCGCCUCGACGGGACGCCCUUUCAAGCUUCUGCCGCUCGCUUAGUUUGUCGGCCGCGCACAAAGAGAGGAGGAGCCGGGUAGCAGCACGCGCCGAGGCACCCCGUCGGUGGGGCGAGGGCGAUGUGAAAACAUCGCGGUCGUCGCGGGCGAAAAGUACGCUCGCUUAGCGCCAGCGGGAAGAAAAGAACACGACCGCGAGCUCACAUGGACUCUCACGCAGCAGACGUCGGUGAAGAAGACGACCGGCGGGAGUGCAGCUCCGGAUCGGAGGAGGAGCGGCCCGGCGUUAAAGUGGAAGAGGAGGAAGUGGACAUUGGUCAGGAGGCGGCCGACUUGCCGGUGAUUCGCGUGGUUGUGAAGGAGGAACACGACGACGGCGGCGGCGACCGCGCUCACCGGUGCCGAGGUGAGGAGAAGGUCCCGGCGGAGCCGAGGCGAGCCGACCCGCCGCGGCGGGACACAUCAAGGUGGCGAGGCAAAAGCGGCUUUGCGGGCGCGGCCACGUUGCAAAGUCACGCGGGGCAGAAAAGCUUCGGGUGUCCGUUUUGCGGCAAAGCCUUCCCCAGGAAGAGCAACUUGAAGCUCCACGUGAGGACGCACACGGGAGAGAAGCCGUUCCCCUGCCCGCUGUGCGGCAAAAGAUUCUCCGAAAAGGGCAACCUGAUGAAACACGCCAGCACGCACACGGGAGAGAAACCCUUCACGUGCUCGGUUUGCGGCGAAAGCUUCUCCCGCAAAGGCAACUUGGCCACGCACGCGCACACCCACACCGGCGAGAAAACCUUCUCCUGCGCCGCCUGCGAGACCAGCUUCAGCCUGCGUUCGGCGCUUUUGAGACACAUGCGGACGCACACGGGCGAAAAGCCCUUCCCCUGCUCCGUCUGCGCGCAAAAAUUCUCCCAGAAGGGACAUCUGAUGAGACACAUGAGGACGCACAGCGGAGAGAAACCCUUCCCCUGCUCCAUCUGCGGCAAGCGAUUCUCCCAAAAGGGCAGCUUGGCCACGCACAGGAGCACGCAUGCCGUGGAGAAACCCUUCUCCUGCUCCGUUUGCGGGCGCACCUUCUCCCAGAAGGGCAACUUGGCGAAGCACGCCAGGAAACACACGGGAGAGAAACCCUUCGCUUGUCAGCUUUGUCGGCAACGCUUCACACACAAGUACCAGCUGAACAAGCACAAAUGUGCGCCCUAGGAGAGCAGCCGCAGAUGAAGCCGUGCCACUUUUCGGCCCCCUUUGCGUCUAUGCGCGCCGUGGCGCUUUUUUCGACGGAAAAAUCACUGGGCGCUAAGUCUCUACGACCGCGGCGCAGAUUGUUUCCAAGAUCGGGCUUGAACAAGGAAUCGGAUUCAAUAACCACCACCACGACAACGCAGCGACUUUUUCAAGUUGCAAAAAGCUGCGAUUGAGCUGCUUGGUUUUAUGUCUUUGACUUUUUGUGUGUGUGUUGGGGGGGGCUUAAUAUGCAGUUGGCGGAGUCCUUAAGAAGUGUGCAGAUCCUGCUCGGUGUGAGAGUCGAAGGGAUCGAGCCGCAGAUUUGUUGGCGUUUUCGUUGCCGUCACACUUUAGUUGAAGUGAACGCUUCAAAAUAUUGCAGGUCAAAUUCUUCGGUUGGCGACUCUAAUGGGCGUCGCACAAGGGUGAGUUCCUGGCUCACGUGCCUGUUUUUGAGCAUCUGCCCAAUGCGCAGCAUCUUGGUGCUGUUGCUGAAAGAGGACCUUGGAAAAGUCUGACGUGGCAAUCGCCACUAGGGGGCGGGCAGGAUGGCUCAAUUGAAACGAGCUGAAAGGCAAACUCGGAGUCAAAGCAAAGUCGGGGCUCCAACGGUGUCCGUGGGCCAUUGAGCUUGAAGGAGGACAUGGCCCUGGAAAUCCCGCCCAGCUCAGCCUCCAAAGGGGAAAGCUUUGCCCACAAAACUCGCGCUUCGUCCAGAAAGUGGACGGCGGGCAGUUGAGCGCAAUCGCCUCGCUCGUCAAGUCCAAAAUGCAAUUGCGCCUUGUUGUCGCUGAGCUCUUCUUGCAGGCUCGCGUACGACCUGGAACACAAAUACACUGUCGCGGUAUUCCAUGUGGAACAAAACUCGUAUUGCAGUCCGCCCUAACUUCAGCUCAAUGCUCAAAUCA
Hippocampus comes (tiger tail seahorse) is the source of this 2533-nucleotide messenger RNA. Its product is annotated as gastrula zinc finger protein XlCGF8.2DB-like. Gene Ontology annotation, biological process: regulation of transcription by RNA polymerase II. Gene Ontology annotation, molecular function: DNA-binding transcription factor activity, RNA polymerase II-specific. NCBI's taxonomy places the organism in Eukaryota, Metazoa, Chordata, Actinopteri, Syngnathiformes, Syngnathidae. The coding region runs from base 618 to 1604 and encodes 328 amino acids. Gene Ontology annotation, cellular component: nucleus. The record is from RefSeq and is a predicted model, not a curated record. The transcript has 2 exons.